Messenger RNA from Alternaria postmessia, 1698 nucleotides. RefSeq lists its product as uncharacterized. Bases 1 to 1698 code for a protein of 565 amino acids. NCBI's taxonomy places the organism in Eukaryota, Fungi, Ascomycota, Dothideomycetes, Pleosporales, Pleosporaceae. The record is from RefSeq and is a predicted model, not a curated record. The transcript has 2 exons.
AUGGCAUCCAAAUCAACACCAGGCAUUUUGUACGUGACGAUGCAACCCAAGGAGGGCUUGCCUGAAGCACAGUUCCAUGAUUGGUACCAAAACGAACACGGCCCUAACCGUCUCCGCCUGCCCUUCUGCAACAACGGUUUCCGCUACCGCGCAACCGACCUCGAGAAUGCGUCCGGCUCCAAAGAUAAACCAGAAUGGAUGGCCAUUUACGAUUUCGACGAGCUCGAAUGGCUCACGAGGGAACCGUACACGAAGCUUCGGAGCGCACCGGUGCAGACGCAACGUGAACGAGAUACCAUGAAGCAGAUAUUCGUGGACAGACGGUCGUACGACUUACUCGGCGAGUGGAAAGGCGAGGACUUCAAGGACCUGCAGAAAGUAGAAAACGAGGGGGAGAAGAACGUGAUGAUAGCCGUAAGCUUUGCGCUGCAAGACGGCGCGGACAAGGAAGAAGAGCUGAAGAAAUGGUAUCACGAGGAGCAUGUACCGCUCCUGCAGAAGGUCCCAGGCUGGAGGCGGACUAGGAGGUUUGUCACAUCUUACCUAGAUCUCGAAAGCGGACACAAGUCAGAGAAAGAGUUCCUUGCGCUGCAUGAGUAUGCGCCGCAGAAUGGACUAGGAGGGCCCGAGUUUAAGGCUGCUACCACAACAGAUUGGUGCGACAAGAUCUACAAAGAUGUUGUGAAAGAACGGAAGAGGAGGGUUUAUGACUUGUACUAUACGUUUGGGGCUGCGCAGCGCGACCUACAAAGUUUGACAAGCAAAGACACGGCACCAGUGGAAAGCACAGAAGGCAAGGUCAAGACAUAUCCAGCGCACACGACAUCAGACAAGCGACCGGUGAUUGAGAGCUUCAUCACAACGAAAGACGGUGUGGAACUCCAGUACCGCCUCGAAGGCUCUAGCGAUCCCAAUGCGCCUUUACUUGUUCUCUCGAACAGUAUCCUCGUCGAUUAUGGUAUUUGGGACGACUUCGUCGCCGAGUUUUCAAAAGCUACAAACGACAAAUACCGCAUCCUCCGCUAUAGCACUCGUGGACGUCAUACGCUUCCGUCAAGUUCUACAUCACCCAUCUCAGUUCACACCCUCACAGACGACGUCAUCGCACUGCUCGACGCCCUCCGCGUUAAGAAAGCAUCUAUCGUCGGUGUCUCUCUUGGCGGCGCAACAGCACUCAACGCAGGUCUCUCUUACCCAGACCGUAUCUCAGCGUUUGUAGGCUGCGACACCAAUGCCUUCGCCCCACCUUCCAAUGCCAAUGCCUGGAACGAGCGUGUCGGCGUCGCUGAGAAAGAAGGCCUAAAGGCCGCAUCCGGCGAACCCAUUGUUGGCGAAGAACUCGCAGAGGUGACAGUCCGUCGCUGGUUCGCCAAGGAAUCUUACGACGAUGCGGAGCUAGCGAAGAAGGUUCAACGUGUCAAGGACAUGGUCAAGACGAAUUCUUUACCUGGUUUCCGUGAUUCCGUCAAGGCGCUGCAUCAGUAUGAUAUCAGGGAGAAGAUGGCUGGGUACAAGGGUAAGGGCGCGUUCUUGGUAGGUGCUGGCGAUGGCGUGCUGCCUAAAACCAUGAAGGAGAACAUGGCGGAUAAGCUUGGUAGUGGUGUUGAACUGAAGAUUGUUGAUGGUGCGGGACAUUUGCCCAUGGUAGAGCGGCCUACAGAGGUUGCGCAAUUUGUUGCGAAGUUUCUAGAGGGUUAG